This is a messenger RNA of Opisthocomus hoazin, 405 nucleotides long. Lineage: Eukaryota; Metazoa; Chordata; Aves; Opisthocomiformes; Opisthocomidae. The record is from RefSeq and is a predicted model, not a curated record.
AUGGCUCGGCUGAACCUCCUACCAAAUGACAGAAUAAGAGAUCUUUCUUAUUUCAGGUUCUUCUGCGUGGCUGACCAAGUGAAGGUCUACACCAACGAGAACAAAACCAGGACCUUUAUUGGCUUGGAGGUCUCCGCUGGGCAUUUCCAGCUGCUGGAGCUGGUCUCGGAGGUGGACAGAGUUCUGGAGGAGUUUGACCUGCCCACGUUCUACAAGGACCCGUCGUUCCACAUCAGCUUGGCCUGGUGCGUCGGGGACAUGUCGGGCCGGCUGGAUGGGCAGUGUCUGCGGGAGCUCCAGGACAUCGUGGACGGGUUUGAGGACUCAGCGCUCCUGCUGCGUGUCCAGUGGGAGGAAAUCCGCUGCAAGUCGGGGAACAAGUACUUCUCCUUCCCUUUGAGGUAG